AUGCAUUACCUUUCAGCUGCAUAUUUCGGCGCCUUAAUAUUAUACUCCCCUAUCUUUCUCUUCGGGCCGUGCCUUGCUCUUGACCCGCCCUCGGAUUCCGCCUUUGUGAUCUCCAGCAACGAUACGAAUGUAAUUCUACACGACAUCGCACAACAAUUCACACUCCCCCAUGGAUCAUACAGUGGACUUGAGGUUCAGGAUAUCGUGAGCGAAAAUGGUGAGACUCGAGGUCUCGACCUCGUUCGGAGGAUUCCACCUGGCGUAUCAUCUCUGGGGAACAAUCAGUUCAAGACCAGCGAUAUCAAGCUUGGAGAGACUCAAUGGUGGUAUUUUCCCAAGGAGUCCGUAAACGGCAAGAAAUCUAACGCCACAUCCGGGCUCCCCGAGGGUAUCUCUGUUGACGGAACAAGCGAGCAAACUGUCAGUUCGGACGAACUUCGGAAGCGCGACGGAGACAUCGUGAAGCGCUCGACCUCCGUAUAUCUUUCUCUGACGAUGUGCUCAAAGCCCGAGAUCAACAAUACCAAUGGCACUAUUCCAGACUCUGUCCCAUCAUUACCAGAAUUGAAUUUAUACGUUUCUACCUCAGAGUCACUCCAAAAACCGGGCCCAGGACAAGAUACCUCAAAGCAGAAAGUGUUCACGGCCGAUGAGGGCUAUGUGGGAGCUUCUGUGCAGGUAGACGGGGAUGUGUUCAUUGGGAUCGCAGUGCAGAAUUCGACGGCGUACUCGGGGAGCUACACAUAUGAGGUUGCUGCCUCAAUCGACGCUUACUUUCACAGCAUUGUGGACGAGCCAUUCUUACAUUUUGUUGACUCGGACAUCCAUGCUGCACUCUUGACAACAGACAAUUUGACCCUUUCCGAAGAGGGGAGCGAGAAUUAUCAGCAGUGGAUGAAUCUCACACCGCCGUUCACAAUGUUUGCUCAUAAUGUGAAUGAUACGGCAAUCUCAGGUCUUCAACGGUCAUACUGUGCUCUUGAACGAUUAGCCCAGAUUGGAAAAGGUGACCACGGGGUUGAAGGUAGUAUGACGAACCGUGGUCUGGGCAAGAAACCUAAGGAGCAGUUCUACAUCACCGGUCUCAACCGGACUUCCAAUUACUCUGGAAUUCUCGCAAUGGAUGGAAACUCCACCAACUCAGGGAACGGGAUCGUUGGCGGAGGAGGGAGGGUCUGGAAACCUAUGUACUUUACAACCAAGUCAGAUGACAAUUGUGCCGUCCUUUUCAACCUGACAUUCUGCUCCGAAGUUGCGUACGCAGUCCCAUCAAACCCUGAUCUUGGGAUCGCACAACUUGGUUCGAAAUACGACCAAUAUGCCGAGUCUCUGUACAGAAACUUUUCCUAUUCCCUGGAUCAAAUCCAAUGCAACACGACCAACGAAACCAGCUUCUCUUUGGCUGUGGGUUGCAACGACUGUGCGGAUGCUUACAAGCAAUGGCUCUGUGCGGUGACUAUCCCUCGUUGCGCUGACUUCUCCAACAACGGUUUGUUUCUCCAGGUCCGAAACGCGGGCCAACAAUUCAUCAACGGCAGCUCUCUCAGUCCCACCGAUCCCAGGCGCAGGGAUCCUGCGCAGAACAAGUCGCGCAAUUCCAUGAUAGACGAUCAGAUCCGCCCGGGUCCUUACAAGGAGAUCUUACCGUGCCAGGACAUCUGCUACAGCUUGGUGAAGCGCUGUCCCGCCGCCCUUAAGUUCAGUUGUCCUCAGGAUAAGUGGCUCAAUUCUGCCUACGGCCAGCGCGGUUCGAGCAGCGAGAUCACCUGCAGCUAUCCCGGGGCAGCGUAUGACUUGAACGCUGGAUGGACCCUCCGCGAGCCUCUGGGAUGGCUCUUACUUGCAAUGGGGAGCUUUUGGUUAUCUUUCUGGGCUCUCAGGUUGGACGCUUAA
This is a messenger RNA of Aspergillus pseudoviridinutans, 1893 nucleotides long. Its product is annotated as MID1 family protein. Gene Ontology annotation, molecular function: calcium channel activity. The transcript has 2 exons. The record is from RefSeq and is a predicted model, not a curated record. The coding region runs from base 1 to 1893 and encodes 630 amino acids. NCBI's taxonomy places the organism in Eukaryota, Fungi, Ascomycota, Eurotiomycetes, Eurotiales, Aspergillaceae. Gene Ontology annotation, biological process: calcium ion import across plasma membrane.